Centropristis striata (black sea bass) is the source of this 1913-nucleotide messenger RNA. Its product is annotated as thymic stromal cotransporter homolog. The record is from RefSeq and is a predicted model, not a curated record. NCBI's taxonomy places the organism in Eukaryota, Metazoa, Chordata, Actinopteri, Perciformes, Serranidae. Bases 60 to 1397 code for a protein of 445 amino acids. Gene Ontology annotation, cellular component: membrane. Gene Ontology annotation, molecular function: transmembrane transporter activity. The transcript is spliced from 7 exons. Gene Ontology annotation, biological process: transmembrane transport.
UCCAUAAAGUUUUAUUAAAGCUCCAUAAAGUUUUAUUAAAACUUAAUUAAAGUGUCAUCAUGGUGCUGCCGGUGGUGGUCCAGAGCGCCUUCACGGUGCUCCGGCAGAUCGAGCCGGUCCUGGUCCUGGAGCAGCUGGGCAGCACUCUGUUCGACACCGCGCUGCAGAUGGUGGUGCAGGACCGGUCCCUGAACGCGUCCUACCCGGGUCUGUCCCGGGAGGCCAGCCAGCAGAGAGCCAUGACGGACUUCUUCAUGACCUACAACCUGAUCAUCCGGCUGGUCCCGGUCCUCCCGGCGCUGCUGCUGGGCUGGCUGGGGGACCGGGGCUGGAGGAGAGCCCCCAUCGUGGUGCCCCUGGCCGGGUACCUGCUGAACCGGCUCGGCCUGCUGCUGGUGGUCCUGCUCCGGCUGCCCCUGGAGCUGAUGUUCGGGGCCGGGGUGGUGUUCGGACUCUCCGGGGGGUUCUGCGCCUACUGGCCCGGAGUCAUGACGCUGGCGGCCCUCGGCUCCUCCAACACCGACAGGUCCAAGGUGCUGAUGAGGGUGGAGCUGCUGUACGGGGCAGCAGGUCUGCUGGGCAGCCUGGUGUCGGGUCACCUCUUCCUGCUCUACAGCUCCAGUCUGGGCAACGGGACGGUCCUGCUGACGGUCAGCACCCUGCUGCACCUGCUCUGCCUCAUACACUCCAUAGUCCUGCUGCAGGUGAAAGAAGUGUCCGUCAGCGAGCCGGAGGCCGACAGCCCCUUCCUCCCUGCUGAGCCCAGAGAAGCUCCUGUGGAGGUUCCUGUUCCUGUCAGGAGGAACCUGUGGAACAUCGUUCUGCUGUUUUUAGCCGCCAUGUUGUACGUCUCUGCGGUGGGCGGAGCCAUGGAGAUCCUGGGCAUCUUCGUGUUAAAAGCGCCGCUCAGCUGGAGCGCCACGCAGGUGGGUUAUGGGAACGCUGCCGGCUGUGUGAUCUUCCUCACCAGUUUCCUGGGCGUCCUCUGGUUCCGGCGCUGCGUCAGCGACGUGUCUCUCAUCCUGAUCGGGAUGCUGUCCUUCGCCUCGGGGAUCUACUUCAUGUCCUUCGUCACCGAAACCUACAUGUUCUACCUCGCUCGUUCUCUCUCCCUGUUCGCUCUGAUCCCGAUGCCCACCAUCAGAUCUCUGCUGUCCCAGCAGGUCCCAGCCUCCUCCUGUGGCACCACUCUCACCUCCCUGCAGAUGGCUCUGAAGUUUGCCGGCCUGGCGUACAUUCCUGCCUUCACCAAGAUCUACCAGAGAACCCUGGACUGGUUCCCCGGCUUCGUCUUCACGCUGGCCAGCAUCAUCACAGUCCUGGGGAUGAUUCCUGUCAGCAUCGUCGGCUGUAGAUCACCUCGGAGACGACAGUACGAGAGGAUCCAGGGAGACUGAUGGACCGACAGCCAGCAGAGAGUUAGUGUUGGUACGACGGGAACUGAGACUAGAAAACGGGCAAAAAAAGGAGAACGGCGUCUUUAAUCUCACUUCCUAUAAUGUUGAAACUUUACACAGUGCAGGAGAAAAGUUCCUGCAGGCGUUGGCUGCUUCCAGGAGGAACAGACAGUAGCAGCUUUGACUAAAAAAGUGAAAAAGCAUUGAACUCUUGCAGAGAAACUGCCAAACGUGAACAGUGAACUUUGUUCCAGUCGAAGUCACGUCCUCAGCAACACACCCAAGGUGAUUUCAACAUUUUGUAGAUUUGUCACUGGAUGCGUCAGAAGUGGAAAAAUCCCCUUGUAAGAAGGAGAAUGACUAAUUUAAACAGUUUUCAUGUUGGGAACCGACUCAAACUGGAUCACAUUCAGUUUGUUUUAUCCGUAUAUAAAGUACAGGAUCAUCUGAAUACAUUAGAAUAUGAUGUAAAGUCUAUUUCCAGUAGUUCAAGUCAACCAAGUAUUGAGUCAUAUA